AUCCCUAUUAGAAAUAUCAGCGUGGUUUGUUAUUUUGAGCUCCAUUCUACGUCGCAAAAUUGGACUGCAAACAAUCGUCCUAGUGAUUAAAGAUACGUCCACUAUCGUUCACUGUCGCGGCAUUAGUCUCUUUGAUCAAAUUCAAAUGUCAGCGACAGUAUGUGUCUAAUAACUGUUACGAUAGCUUUUCAACGACAGGAGACAUUACGCAAUACAGCAUAAUACUAUUUAAGAUUAUUAUAUGUUAAACAGAAAGGAUUGGAGAAAGGAUUAGGUGUAUCGAGUUUCUCGCAUUAAUUGGUCAUCCACCUCUACAACUAACCCGGCAAACUUCACACGUUGUUUCCAUGCCUGGGGAGCCAUGCCGAAGGCGGAAAAUUAUUUUUAGACCGGUCGACUGCCGUUACUUAAGCCUUUUUACAUCAUCGGGCCUCUCCGUCUGGGCAAAAGCGCGGAUUCACGGGCGACGCGUGUAUGCCGCUCAAUUGGACGAGAGACCCGCGAUUAGAGAGAGGAUAAAUGUCAAACGAUGCGCGCACCCAUGACCACCUCAUGGGUCUCAAAGGAUUAAUUAUGGGCGACGGAGAAUCGCGGUUGUGUGUCUGCCGUUUGCAAAAAUCACGUCGUUCGUCGUCGUCGUCGUCGUCGUAAUCGGCAUGCACGAGCGGACCGAGGACGAUAUAUCGGGACAUGCAGACAGAAGAAAGGGCUGUUUUCUUAAUCGCCAGCGGUUCGCCGAUAAUUACGAUCGGCGUGGGCGUAGCGUCGAAUAAAGACUUCUUACGUAGGUAAGAAGCCUUAGUCGAGCCCGGGGGUCCAUUCGUCACUCGACACGAAAGGUAGGUGUACGGUUGGUGUAGACGUGGGUGUGAAGAUAGAAAGAGUGAGGGAGGGAGGAGGAGAGAGAGAGAGAGAGAGAGAGAGAGAGAGCUCUCUAAACACUAUAUCGAUUUCGGCGGCGAUGCGGUUACUCCGUGUCUAAACAUGAAUGGCGGGUGCACGUUCGUGGUGUCGCUCGUGUGAAACCUCUAUGGUGUUAGACGUCGUCGUGUUUUCGAAGGUCCAGAAGGCUCGAAAAAGAACAUCGAGGAAAGAGCCAACGCCUUCACGUUGCUUCACGGGUUUCGACUUACAAUUUUAUCCACGGAGUGUGUUCAAGACUUUUGCAAAACCAAAAAUCUUUUCGAGUAACCGUAUAGAAAAGCGAAUCGAGCGAAACACAUCGAGGCACCGAGUAAAGAUCGAAAACACUUGGAUCUCUCUUCGUAUUUAUUUUCACCUUCGAGGUAUCCGUGUUUAUGGUGAACCGAAUCGGAAUCUCCGUCGAACGAAACUCCGUACGAGCGAGCACAGAGAAGGUCACGUAGGCCGUUUCUUCCUGCGGGAACACGGACGGAGAAGCGGCGCGAGAUGAGCCAACGCCUUCGU
This is a messenger RNA of Pogonomyrmex barbatus (red harvester ant), 1428 nucleotides long. RefSeq lists its product as uncharacterized. NCBI's taxonomy places the organism in Eukaryota, Metazoa, Arthropoda, Insecta, Hymenoptera, Formicidae. The record is from RefSeq and is a predicted model, not a curated record.